AUGGAGACCCCGGCGGGUCCGCGUCGGUCGCGGCGGCGCUCCGCGGGCGCGGCGGGGGCGGGCGACUCGGACGACGACGAGGCGAUCGUGCUGGACUCGCCGUCGCCGUCGGGGGAGAGGGGUGCCAACUCGGACCCGCUGCUCUCGGACGUCUCCGCGUCGGCGUUGAAGAAGAAGCCAGCCGCGGAGCUCGCGUCGCGGUGCGUCGACCUCGCCAAACGCUGCCGCCGCCUCCGCGAAAAGUGCGUCGCGGCGGAGAAGAACGUGGCGCGCGAGCGCGAGCGCGCGAGGGAGGCGGCGGACGCCGCGGCGGCGAGGGAUCUCGAGCGCGAGGACGUGGAAGAGCUCAGGCGCGUUCCAUCUCGCACCGACCGACUCGAGCGCGCCGAGAUCGAACUCGAAAACGUCAAGCGUUCGCUCGAGAACGCCAAGUACCAAGAGCGAACGCUCAAGGCGAAGGCGAAGAAGGCGCAGGAGGAGCUCAGCGCGCGUCAGUGCGAGCACCAGCAAGCGCGCGCGAAGCUCGCGGCGAUGGAGAACCAGCGGAAGCUAGAGAAGGAGCUGAUGGGCGCGGGCGGCGGCGCGGGAGGCGCGGGCGGGGAGGAGGUGUUGUUCGAGCGGUUCCGCGCGAUGGCGAAGAGCGAUCCUCGCGGGUGCGUCGAGACGCUUUGCCGGUCUCUCGCGGGGAAGAAUAAGCUGCUCGCGACACGCGCGGAGGAGUACGAUAAGCUGAGCGCGCGGAUGAAGGCGAAGGAGAAGAAGCUGAAGGACGCGGAGGCGAAGGCGGCGGCGAGCGGCGGGGGCGGGGGCGGGGGCGGGGGCGGGGGCGGGGGCGGGGCGGGGGUAUUUCCCGCGUCGCUCGAAGCGGGCGGGAGAGCCGCGCGCGGGCGCGGCGCGUGGGGGUACGACGACGAAGAGGACGCGUGGAAUCGCGGCGAGAAGAGCGAGAACGACGACGGGGCGCGGCGCGGCGGCGGCGGCGGCGCGAGGCGCGGCGUCAAAGCCUCGAAGCCGUUGCGGGAUCUCAACGCGGGCGGCGGCGCGACGAUCCUGUCGCGCGCGGCGCCGCCCGCGGCGUCGAAGAAACGCGAUCGCAGCGGCGAGGACUUGUUGGACGACAUCUUGAACGGCAUCGACGACGUCGGCGGCGGCGACGGCGCGGCGGCGGCGGAGAAAGCGUCGAGGAGAAGAGAGGGGAAAACGAACGCGUCGUCGUCCUCGGGGUUGCGUCGCGCCGGGUCGAUGCCGACGGGCGCGGCGUCGUUCUCGCGCCGCGGCGACGGCGACGACGGCCGCGGAGGAGGAGGAGGAGGCGGCGGCGGCGGGAGUCACGGCGACGCGGAGGGGCGGUUCAUAAUACACGGCGCGGACGGACGAGGCGGGCGUACGAAGGUCGUUCGCCCGGGCGGCGGCGGAGAGGCGUCGGCGAUGCUGCGCGCCGUCGUCGUCCCGUCCGCCGCCGUCGCGCCCGCGCGUCGUCCCGCCGCGAACGCCGGCGGGCUCCAGAUGGAGCACUUCUUCUCUCGCGGGCACGGCGGGAUGUAG
This is a messenger RNA of Micromonas pusilla CCMP1545, 1545 nucleotides long. RefSeq lists its product as uncharacterized. Bases 1 to 1545 code for a protein of 514 amino acids. The transcript is spliced from 3 exons. NCBI's taxonomy places the organism in Eukaryota, Viridiplantae, Chlorophyta, Mamiellophyceae, Mamiellales, Mamiellaceae. The record is from RefSeq and is a predicted model, not a curated record.